AUGCGUGUGGUCCUUGUCAGCGGCGGUGUCAUCUCUGGCAUUGGAAAAGGAAUCAUCGCUUCUUCGGCCGGUCUCCUGCUCAAGACGGCUGGUCUCAAGGUCACGGCUAUUAAGAUCGACCCGUAUCUCAAUGUCGACGCCGGCACCCUGGGUCCCCUCGAGCAUGGGGAGUGCUUUGUGCUCGCUGACGGCGGAGAGUCCGACCUUGACCUGGGCAACUACGAACGGUAUCUCGGUAUCACGCUGACCCGCGAGAGCAAUAUCACGACCGGCAAGAUCUACCAGUCCGUCAUUGAGAGGGAACGACGAGGAGACUACCUGGGCCGCACCGUGCAGGUCGUCCCUCACAUCACAGACGCCGUCCAGGAAUGGAUAACCAGGGUCGCCAAGAUACCCGUCGAUGACUCUGGCGAAGCCCCAGAUGUCUGCAUUAUCGAGUUGGGUGGUACGAUUGGUGACCUCGAAUCCGGACCCUUCGUCGAAGCCUUAGUGCAGCUCAGGCACAGACUGGCCAGAGAGCCUGAUUCGUCCUUCUUCAAUAUCCAUGUCUCAUUCGUGCCACUCAUCCACGGAGAGGAGAAGACCAAGCCUACUCAGCACGCGAUCAAGCAAAUGCGAAGUGCUGGCAUGAUCCCGGACCUGAUCGCUUGCCGGUGCGACAGCACUCUCGAUGACUCCACUAUCCGCAAGAUCGCGUCGAGCUGCCAGGUCGACUACGAGCAGGUGAUUGGCGUGCACGACAUGGAGACUAUCUACCAAGUCCCGCUCCUCCUACACGAACAGGGACUGCUGCAGCUACUCCGAAGGGGACUGGAACUUGACAAACUCACGCUGGCUUCUGAGAACAUCACCAAGGGCAAGUCUCUGUGGGAGCUGUGGAAAAAGACGGUCAUCAUCCCCACAGACUAUGCUCCCGUGGAGAUUGCCUUGGUAGGAAAGUAUACGCAGCUGAUGGAUUCGUAUCUCUCGGUCGUCAAAGCGCUGGAGCAUGCGGCCAUGCGAUGUAACCGAAAGCUGAACCUGAUAGUAGUGGACUCGGACCACCUGGACGAGGCUACGCAAAGGGAGGAUCCGGCCAAGUACGAGCAGGCCUGGAGCUCGGUCAAGAAAUCGCAAGGCAUCAUCAUCCCCGGCGGCUUUGGUACGCGGGGUACAGAAGGGAUGAUAGCUUGCGCUCGGUGGGCCCGGGAGAACAAGCGUAACUACCUGGGUAUCUGCUUGGGCAUGCAGAUCGCCACCAUUGAGAUUUCCCGAUCUCUCUGUGGCCGUCCCAAGGCAACAUCGGAGGAGUUUGACAAUGCUUCGUCGAUGGAUCCACAUAACUGGGCAGUCGUGUUUAUGCCCGAAUCAUCCAAGGAGCAGUUGGGUGGCACCAUGAGACUCGGCACGCGAGCAACAUACUUCCAGCCCGGCAGCGAAUGGAGCAAGUUGCGAGCCCUCUAUGGCGGUGUAUCGGUUGUGGAAGAGCGCCACCGACACCGCUACGAGGUCAACCCGGACCACAUCGAAGAACUCGAGAAGGCCGGCUUCUGCUUCGUUGGCAAGGACGAGACGGGCAGGCGAAUGGAGGCCUUCGAGCUCAAAGACCACCCGUACUACGUUGGACUGCAAGCCCAUCCCGAAUACACCAGCAAGGUGACGCAGUGUUCCCCGCCCUUUUUGGGCCUCGUGGCAGCUAGUGCAGGUAUGCUAGACGCCAUCACCAAGGAGGUGCAACAGCAAAAGGGACCUGCCAGGGGUCCGAGUGACCAUGCGCAAUUCUAG
Anthostomella pinea is the source of this 1764-nucleotide messenger RNA. Lineage: Eukaryota; Fungi; Ascomycota; Sordariomycetes; Xylariales; Xylariaceae. The record is from the annotation of a GenBank genome assembly.